Messenger RNA from Pelodiscus sinensis (Chinese soft-shelled turtle), 1992 nucleotides. The record is from RefSeq and is a predicted model, not a curated record. Lineage: Eukaryota; Metazoa; Chordata; Testudines; Trionychidae.
AUGACACUUGAAAAAGAAAACAAACUGUCCAUCACUAUCUCAACACUUAUAGUCGUGGGACAUUGUACCUCUGCCUCUGUUGUUCCUGCAUAUAACAUGUCCCCACCAACAGAAUUAGAACUGAAGUCACUUUAUUUUCCCUCAUCUGCUCCUCCUACUAAGGAAAACUACUAUGACAAACAUUUGAGAAAGAGCACUAAGAAUGUUUCCAAGCUCACGCCUCUUUCGCCAGAAGUCAUCAGCCGACAAGCUACAAUUAACAUAGGCACAAUUGGUCAUGUGGCCCAUGGAAAGUCAACGGUAGUAAAAGCUAUUUCUGGAGUUCACACUGUUAGAUUCAAAAAUGAACUGGAAAGAAAUAUCACUAUCAAGCUGGGUUAUGCCAACGCUAAGAUCUACAAACUUGAUGACCCCAGUUGCUCCCGACCAGAGUGUUAUCGGUCCUGUGGAAGUAGUACGCCAGAUGAGUUCACUACAGAUAUUCCUGGGACCAAAGGGAAUUUUAAACUAGUCAGACACGUCUCUUUUGUCGAUUGUCCGGGCCAUGAUAUCUUGAUGGCUACUAUGCUGAACGGUGCAGCAGUCAUGGAUGCAGCGCUACUUUUGAUAGCUGGUAAUGAGUCAUGUCCUCAGCCCCAGACCUCUGAACAUCUAGCUGCUAUAGAAAUAAUGAAAUUGAAACACAUUCUAAUUCUACAGAAUAAGAUUGACUUGGUAAAGGAGAGCCAGGCCAAAGAACAGUAUGAACAGAUUCUUGCCUUUGUACAAGGUACAGUUGCAGAAGGAGCUCCUAUUAUUCCAAUCUCAGCACAGCUGAAAUACAACAUUGAGGUGGUUUGUGAGUAUAUAGUAAAGAAAAUUCCAGUCCCAUUGCGAGACUUCACAUCAGAACCAAGGCUUAUUGUAAUUAGAUCUUUUGACGUCAACAAGCCUGGAUGUGAAGUAGAUGAUCUUAAGGGAGGUGUAGCUGGUGGUAGUAUUCUAAAAGGUGUAUUAAAGGUAGGCCAGGAACUUGAAGUCAGACCUGGUAUUGUCUCCAAGGACAGUGAAGGAAAACUCAUGUGCAAGCCAAUCUUUUCCAAAAUUGUAUCACUUUUUGCAGAACAUAAUGAUUUACAGUAUGCUGCUCCAGGAGGCCUAAUUGGUGUGGGCACUAAAAUUGACCCAACUUUAUGUCGGGCUGAUCGAAUGGUGGGACAGGUUCUUGGUGCAGUUGGAGCACUCCCUGAAAUAUUCACAGAGCUAGAAAUUUCCUAUUUCUUGCUUAGGCGACUGCUAGGUGUGCGCACUGAGGGAGACAAGAAAGCUGCAAAGGUGCAAAAACUAUCCAAGAAUGAAGUUCUAAUGGUAAAUAUAGGAUCCUUGUCUACUGGAGGAAGAGUUAGCGCAGUGAAGGCUGAUUUGGGCAAGAUAGUGCUGACUAACCCCGUGUGCACAGAAGUAGGAGAAAAAAUUGCCCUUAGUAGAAGAGUUGAGAAACACUGGCGUUUAAUUGGCUGGGGUCAAAUAAGAAGAGGAGUGACAAUCAAGCCAACAAUAGAUGAUGACUGAAAAAUAAAAUAAGAGCUUCAUUUUGAGAGAUGGGAAUGCCUACUUCCAUAUAUUUAGGGGGAGUACAUUUUUUGAGUGAAAUUUGUCUCUCAGCUCCCAUUGUCCCAGAUAUUUUACUGAAAAGUUACCCUCUUACUAAAAUACUUGUCAGUAUCCAAUUAAAGGGUAAAAAUUGGCAUAGAGGUGGAUCUAACUAUCCACAUUUUAGCAGAAACUAAUUUUGUCUCAUGCCAUAUCUAAUUUAUGUUAAUUUGUUUGCAAAGAUCUGUUGAAUAUCAUUCAAGCCACCCCAAUGUACAACACAAACCACAAAACCUGUUUUGAAAUAAAAUAUUGCUUCUUAUUUUUUCAUUAAUUCUUAUCCUUUGAUAGUGAAAGGCUGCAAAGAUUGUUCAACCAGUACAAGAAUUUACAAAGAAAAUAAAAUCUCCUUGAAGACCA